UUUAUUUUUAAAAUUAUAUUUUGCUCGUGCACCUACUGACGGCUGGUAAGCCCUGCACUCAAGAAGAGUAGCCUCAACGUGCUGAAUGCCUUGCUAAACCAAACGGAUUUUUGCAGUAUUCCACUCUUCAUGAAGCUGCUGCCACUAUUGGAACAGAAAGGUUUUCAGCUCACGGCCGUAUCUGUGGCAGCACUUGUGACUAACACUCGCAUUAGCAAGCGUCUCUAUGAAAAGUUGUACGAUGCCAAUUUCAUGGAAAAUAUCGUGCACGGAUCGGAGUCUGGAUAUCGAAUUUUGCUUGCAGAACUAACUAAAAACUGCUGCCGGAACGGCCCGUGUUGGUUCAGGUCAUCUAUGCUAACGAGUGCCUGCAGGGAGUUUAUUCGUGUUUCAUCCCAGAUUCCUGCACUCUUGCUACUGCAGUUUGGUGUGCACAAUUUCACGCCAUACGAGGACUUGCGGAUAGACAGUUCCUGGCAAAGUGUUAUUGGACGCAACACGUAUAUUAUCCACCGGUACGCUGCUCAAUAUCGGAGGCUGGUGACGAAAUACGAAGUUCUGUCGCCUUCAG
Molecule: messenger RNA, 571 nt
Organism: Hyalella azteca
Lineage: Eukaryota; Metazoa; Arthropoda; Malacostraca; Amphipoda; Hyalellidae
Exons: 4
Source: RefSeq, a predicted model, not a curated record